GUUCCAUGCCGCAGUAUAUAUAUUUUGAUAUGGUAGCCUCAUUAAAAACCAAAUGAGGUUUGAAAAAAAAAAAUUAUGAUGCCUGAUGAUGAUGAUCAUCACGAAACUAAACAAACAAACUUCAACACAUAACCAAUAGUUAUAUAAACAUGUCCAGUGAGUUCAUAUUGGGAGAGGAAGCAUUUAAGAAUGGGAGUAAAUCAUUGAAAUCAUUAAUCAACCAAACUGCAAAAACUUCCACCACACCACAAGCCAUCUAUGUACUGAUAAAUAUCAAAAUCAAAUUAACUUCCAAGAAUGAUUAUAUACCAAGGAUAAUACCCCUUAAAUAUAAACUUGAUAAAGUGGAGAAUAAAUCAAUAUUAUUAAUCACGAAGGAUCCAUCCACCCCAUAUCGUCAUGCCUUGACAGAAAAGGAUUCACCUACUGAAGAUGUCUUCAAUCAGAUCUUCACUUUAACGAAAUUGAAAAGUUUAUGUAAGAAUAAGAAAGAUUUAACUUUAUUCAAAGAAUAUGAUUUGAUAGUGGCUGAUCAUAGAGUUCAUAAAUUCUUACCUCAAAUCUUAAAUGAGAAAUUUUAUAUUAAGAAUAAGAAAUUACCUUAUAUGAUUCAAAUGGCAAAACCAACCCCAAAAAGUCAAUCCACGUUAACUGCCUCCAAGAAGAACUCCACCAAAUUGAAAGACGAUAGAUGUGAACCUAAAUAUGUGUAUCAUCAAAUGAAGUCCAUCGUGGGGAAUACCAGUUAUGUCCCUAAACUGAAUGGGAAUUGUUUAUUUAUAAAAGUAGGCUAUACCGAUUGGAACACGACACAAUUAUUAUCGAAUGUGAAUGAUGUUAUAUCGUAUUUGACUGAUUUAAAACAUGCUCCAGUAGGAGGUGUAUUGAAAAGUGUUGAUAAUUUAGGUAAUAUCCAUGUUAAAACUAGUGAAAGUAUAAGUUUACCAGUUUAUAUCAUUGCUAAUGUCGAUGAUAAGAAUGAUGAUGAUGAUGGUGAUAAUAGUGAUUAUGACUUUUAAACUGUACAUUAGAAUUUGUCUAUAAAUAAUUAAUAAUCACAUAUGCAUAAUUGUAGAAUAUAGAGAAAUAUAGAAUAAUUAUCGUACAAUAUCCAAAACUUCAAAUAAUUGGGCAGUAACCCACUUUCAAAAUAUUGCAAAAUAUGUAACUAAAAAUAAAAAGGUACGCGAACGAUCAAAUAGAUAAAAUAAAAUAAAUAAUUGCGAAGAAUAAAAAGAAAAAAUUGAUUCCACAAACUGAUCAUUUUGAAUUACUGUUUUGCUCAAUCAUAUCAUCAACUAAUUUGAACCCCAUAAGAUAAGAUCU
This is a messenger RNA of Scheffersomyces coipomensis, 1326 nucleotides long. RefSeq lists its product as uncharacterized. The record is from RefSeq and is a predicted model, not a curated record. The transcript has a single exon. NCBI's taxonomy places the organism in Eukaryota, Fungi, Ascomycota, Pichiomycetes, Serinales, Debaryomycetaceae. The coding region runs from base 150 to 1019 and encodes 289 amino acids.